This is a messenger RNA of Saccostrea cuccullata (small rock oyster), 528 nucleotides long. Its product is annotated as heat shock 70 kDa protein 12B-like. Bases 1 to 528 code for a protein of 175 amino acids. The record is from RefSeq and is a predicted model, not a curated record. The transcript has 2 exons. Lineage: Eukaryota; Metazoa; Mollusca; Bivalvia; Ostreida; Ostreidae.
AUGGCGGAUAAUGAUGACUGGCUGGUCGGGGCAGCAUUAGAUUUUGGAACCAUGUACAGCGGAUACGCAUUUUCUUUCCGAGAUUCUCCAAAUGAUAUCCAUACACCACAAACUUGGUAUGCCGGAUCUACCACGCUUGCCUCCUCGAAAACUCCAACUUGUCUACUUUUAAACCCAGACAAGACUUUCAACAGUUUUGGAUAUGAAGCACAGGACAAAUAUGCCGAUUUGGCAUCUGAGGAAAGACACAGAGAGUACCUUUACUUUGAACAUUUCAAGAUGACGCUGCACUACGAAAAAAAUGGCCAUGGGGGAGUUGGGGAGCGUCUGGGAAAAUCUGAAAAGGUCCCGUUACAAUUCUAUCUAUGCCUCAAAUGUAUUGAAUGUGGGGCUUAUUUUGGUCGAAGAACUAAAAAUAUUUUGAAUACAGUACCAACCAGACCGAACCUGAUAACCAAGCAGUCUCAGAAAGUAGUUCCUGAUAGUGCUAUAUGGAACUGCUGUGGGACAACACUGAGAACCCUGUAG